This is a messenger RNA of Polychytrium aggregatum, 1343 nucleotides long. RefSeq lists its product as uncharacterized. Lineage: Eukaryota; Fungi; Chytridiomycota; Chytridiomycetes; Polychytriales. Bases 63 to 1199 code for a protein of 378 amino acids. The record is from RefSeq and is a predicted model, not a curated record. The transcript has 4 exons.
ACGCCAUACAUUCUGGUCGGUGCGCGUGACAGACUCCUGGCAUUCAUUCCUCCAUCAGCUCAAUGUCGAACUGGCUGGAAGAGUACGAACGAAUCAAGCCUGAGCCUGAGACUGCCGCCGACGAUACCCCCGAAAGCGACCCAGAUCCGUUCGACGACGAGUCGUACUACCAGGAUCAACUCGGCCAGGCGCAGCUCCACGACAGGGAUGGUCAUGCCUCAAGUCACAGCCUGCCGCAGCAAAAAACCGGUGCUGGCAUCUUCCAGCGAUCGACGGAUGCCAAGGCGAUGGGCGACUCCUUCGUCUUGGUUUCCGAUGACCUUGAUCUAGACACCAAUCGACGUGCCCGCCCUGUCAGACGCAGUGGUCGAUUCACGGCUCCUGUGACUGACAGCGAUUCGGAGCCAGAGAUUCAGUCCGCAGCUCAUCGAAACUUUGGAACCGCUGCCGCUCUGGACAGAACUGCUGCUGGCGGACCACAGACUGGACACACAGCCGGUCUGGCACCUCCGCGGGUCCGUUCUAACAAGGAGCCGGUUUCAGCGAUUGUCAAGACGCUUAGGCGGCUCAGCGUCGCCGACGACAGCCUGAGCAUUGAAGAGCCACACGAAGACGACCUCGAUGGGUUUGUCAAGAUUGAGCAGUCGGGCCAGACCAAAUCAACGACCGGACAGGCGGCCACGGGAACGCCAAGGAAGAAGCAGCUUGGCGUCAAGUUUGGUGCAGAUGAUGGGCAGGGAAGCUCCAUCACGAUUCUGACUCCGGUCAAGGCCAAGAAGCAGCAGCGAGAAGAGCUUGGUGUCGAAGAGGUCCUGACGCCAGUUCGUCGCUCUCGCCGCUUGUUUUGCGAAGCGGACUAUGUGGCCUCGGUCAUGGACCUGGACGCAACUCCGACGACCGCCGGACAAAUCAAGCGAGAGGAUGCGGCUGUGAAACAAGAGUACGAUGACGGGCGACAUCAUGGUCCUGGACGCCUGCAUGACGGCAUCGGAAAGGGCAAUGUUGCCAACGAUGACAGCGAUGGCGACGGCGACGACAAUGAGGGUGAGGAUGACGAUGACGACAUUAUUGUCAUCAGCGCCUCAAAGCGCACGGGCUCAGUUGCCGAUGCCCGCGAUGUGGCCACUAUGUUGAAGGAGCACGGCUAUGCAUUUGCGCCGAAUGAUGCCCUUGCUCCUGCCAGUCGCAAGCACCGAUAAUAUCCGUCGCUGGCGCGGGAGACAGCCAUUGUGCAUCAUUGUCUAUCCUCCAGCCCAGCAUAAAAGCAAGCGGACUUUGCCCCCUCCACUGGCUUUGUAUCCCCCAUUCUGUCAUCCUUAUCUGAUUUGUUUUUCGUUUUUUUG